This is a messenger RNA of Amphiprion ocellaris (clown anemonefish), 4199 nucleotides long. It is a transcript of the gene wipf2a, whose product is annotated as WAS/WASL interacting protein family, member 2a. NCBI's taxonomy places the organism in Eukaryota, Metazoa, Chordata, Actinopteri, Pomacentridae. Bases 576 to 1961 code for a protein of 461 amino acids. Gene Ontology annotation, molecular function: actin binding. The record is from RefSeq and is a predicted model, not a curated record. The transcript is spliced from 8 exons.
GUUUCCGAGAAGGGACCGAUAAAACGGUGUUAGCGGGGAGUAUGGCUCUGCUGGCAGGUCAGGAGUGCGGGUAAAGUUUUCCGUAGCAACCAGAAACAGCUAAAGAAAAAAGUAGCCCUUAAACGUGUCCCGCAGUUCGAUUCAUGUGCUACGUUAUUUCAAAGAGCUGUGGCGGACAGAGUUUGCAGGCAGUCGGACUGCGUUGACACUGACAGCAGGAAAGUAAACAGCCCGAUGCUAGCCAGCUAACUGCGGCUAGCUCCACUGUAACCGCCGCUAGCCGAGCUGGUAAACCGUCGACAGCCAGCUAACGUUAGCCGGCUAACCUGCGAGUAUAUUUGGUGGCGUUAAGUUACAUCACCGCGACUUGCCAGCACCCUCCCAUCCUAAUUUUUUGUCAAACUGCUCCGGCGACGGAUUGCCACAACGACACUUUCCAUUCAUGUUGUUUGGAAGUACGACGCUGCCAAACCUCCUGUUGUUCGAGCCAGGGAGUCAGUGUGUGUCGUCCCAGUGGAGACAGUGAUUUCACCGGCCUUUACCCCACACAGAGAGGUUGCCAACAGCGGGACAAGAUGCCUAUUCCUCCCCCUCCCCCUCCUCCUCCAGGACCCCCGCCUCCCCCAACUUUUAAUGAGGCGAACACGACUCCUCCCAAACUAAGCUCAUCUGAGGCAAAAGGCAGAGGAGCGCUGCUGUCUGACAUCUGCAAAGGCACCAGGCUGAAGAAGGUCACUGCGGUCAAUGACCGUAGUGCUCCGGUUUUAGAGAAAUCAGGGGGAGGAGGUGGAGGCGGAGGAGGAGGUGGUGGCGGCGGUGGAUUUGGAGGUGGAGGACCAAUGGGAAUGGCAGGCCUUUUCCAAGGAGGUGUACCAAAAUUACGUCCAGUUGGAGAUGGUUCUGCAGGAGGUUCAGUGGGCAGAUCUGCCCUGAGGCCGCCAGGGUCCCGGUCCUCAGCCCCUCGCCCUCCCUCAGGCCGUUCCACCUCACCUUCCCCACCCAACAAGCCUUCCCCACCGGAGCACCAGCGCUCCCACCGCCCCUCACUGCCUGACAUCUCACGCCCCUCCAGCAACAGCAGCAUCUCCUCAGCAGGCAGUGGGAUGAAGCACAGCACCUCUGCACCACCUCCUCCUCCGCCAUUUAACAGAGGUGGCCGUGGCAAUGCUCCUCCUACCCCGAACCAGAAAGUACAUGCUCCAUCUUCCUCUCACAGCAGGGAGAAACCCCUCCCACCGACGCCCAACAGAGGCCCUACGCCUCCUAGCAGUGUAAAACCACCUCCAUCUUCCAGCAGACCGCCAACCGGUGGCUCAUCUGCUCCUCCUCCUCCUCCGCCAUACAGACCACACACUUCAGGCAGCGUCUCCAAUGGGCCGUCCCAUGUUGAUGGUGGUGGAGCUCCAGAGCUUCCCCAGAGGCACAACUCCCUGCACAAAAAACACACAUCAGGAGGCGGAAGCCAAGGACGUAGCCAUGCUCCACCACCUCCUCCAUCAGCAUCUCCAGCUUCUCAGCAGGUCAGCAGACCACCACCACCUGCCAGAGAGCCACCUGGACGAAGAGCAGCUCCCCAGGUGCCUCCUCCCGGGUCUCGUAACGGUGGUCGGGAUGCCCCUCCUCCUCCACCCCCAUAUCGUGGCCACAGCUCUGCAGUCUCAGAGUCCCACAGCCGAGUGGGCAAACCACCUCCUCCUCCCUCCUCUUCCUCCAUCUCAUCCUCUUCAUCUUCCCGAACCCCGGCUGGACCCCCUCCUCCACCCCCACCCAUCCGGAACGGUCACUCCUCCAGCUCCUCCUCUAAGUCCAUCAUAGAUGAUUUUGAAUCCAAGUUCAACUUCCAUCCCAUUGAAGACCUUCCACCUCCAGAGGACUACAGGCCUUCCAACAAGGUCUACCCCAGCAAAAACAACAAGGCCAUAAUGAGAGGAGCUCCUCCAGCGCCGCCGGUGGGGAGGUGAACAGACCUCAGCUCGGAACUUGGACUCGAUGGGCGGUCAGGAGGGAGUGACGAAGAAGCACGAGAAUCACAAACACACUACAACACGAACACACACUAAACCACCAGCCGGAAGCACAGUGGUGAUUACAGAGUAAGCACUGCUACACCACGCAGGUUUGACGCCAGUCGGUGGUCACCUUCUGUCCUUGCACGAGAGAACAAAACCACUCAAAGGUGAGAAGCAAACUCCACCUUUCUGACUGUGACCACCUCAACCUCUCCUCUUCUGACGGGACGCAGAGGCUUCUGUUUGACACAACAUAUCAGGACCAAACUCCCAACACUUCCAUAUCUCUGCAUUCCAUCUUUUUUUAAUGCAUAUUCAUGAUAGUAAUGAUGAUAAUUGUGCUUUUCAUAAUUCUGAUUAACAUCUUUUGUUUAUUUUAUUAUUUUUGGUGUUGGCAUUAUUUGUGGAUAAAAAAAAAAAUAUCAACACUAUGAAUGAAAACUAUUUCAGCAGAUGAAUUCUGCUCAAGUUUUCCCACAAAGCUGAUAAUUCCAUGCGUGUAGGGCUUCAUGGAGGUUAUUAUUUUGAUUAGUUUUUGUCUUGAAUAGCCAUUCCAGCUGUGCCAGUAAGGGUGUGUUGAAAUCAACUCUCUUUCUCAGUGUGCCAAAUGUGGGUGGAGUCGAACUGCAGAGUGACAACAGUUUCUAUACAUGUUCUGUAUUUAACUGACAUUUUUUUACUCACUUCUCUGAUCGUAGAGUUCAACACUAGUUUGCCAAGUUAUGGCAGAUUCUUGCCUGGUUGUUAAAUCUUACGUUUGGAGAGUUUCCUGCUUUUUUUUUUUACCCUCUAUAUUCCUUUUUUUCUUUUUGGGGGGUGUUCAUAGUUUCAUCUUUGAGCGUUGUUGCACGGCAGCUUGACUGCUAAACCGACACACUGUGCAUGAUGCUGAUUUAUGCACAUAAGAUAUCAGGUUUACAUUCACGUUGAUGUAACUCACAAACACACACAAAACUAAGAGGGUUCGUCCCUAAUUUCUCCCUGAUGUUUCUCACAAACUGUAGUUCAUAUAGCCAGCAUCUUCCUCCAAACACAUGGUGGUUCCUGCGUGCGGCCACAGCAGUGUCCAGCACUAAAUGGUUAUUUUUUUACUGGGCCAAGUUUAGUUGAUUUAGCUGCAUAUUUGCAGCUUUCUUGGAGGAGUUUACAAGGGAUUGUUUCUCACUUUUGGCAGGAAUCUUCUUCCAGGGAAGUUGAUCUAAAAGCUCUACUUUUGCUGCUGGUGGCCCUUUUUAAAGAAGGACUGUACGGCCAGAGAAAGAUAUGUGGUUUAAUUGCUAUGCAAGGGGCAGUUUGUACAGAUUGUAGAUGGUAGCAGCUAGCCAAAAAAGUAAAAAAAAAAAAAAAAAAAAACAGGAACACGUAAGUGCCAGAGAACUGUUUAAAACUGAUGGAGGUUCUUUAUUAUACCUUUAAUGAAUUGUUAAGCUUCACUUUAAAACACUAAUUACGUGAUAUUCAGGCUGUAGUGCCAUGCAGGUAUUAGGGGAAAAAAAAAAAGCUAAACAAAAAAGCAGAUUGUCCAUUCUCAGUGAUGCAGCGCCUCCUGCUGGUCUUUGCCUUACACAAAGCUGUUGUCACUGUCAUCGGUACCAGUGCUUUUAUUUUUUUGUUGUUGUUUUUCAGGGGGAAGAUGAUGACAACAAAGUAAAUAAGAUGCAAGUCUAUUUGAAAAUGCAAUAAAUAGUGUAUAUUUACAUUAAGGAAUAUGGUAAUCAUAGCUAUUGAUCUAUUUUUAUGUUGUAAAAAGCUUGUAAUAUAGGAAAGAAAAAUGAUUAAGAGUUAUAACAGUGUUCCAGUCGGUGAGCUUUGGUCUGAUAGAACAGACUCUGUAGCACUUCUCUGGAUGUUUGGCCAUAAGGGUGAAUGAGUUUAAUGGAUGUAUGUGAGGUUUUAUUAACAAGCCAACAAUUUGGGGCUCUGGUUUUGUGACGCAAAGGGCAAGUAAUUUAGGGAAGGUGGUGGAUGAUGGCGACAACACACACAAAAAAUACAAGAAAUGGACUUACACCUCCUUCUCUGGAUGUACACUCACCUUGACACCAGGUGACCCGACACGUUUCUCUCCUCAUGUUUUCACCUUGUCCACUCUCAAGAGCAAAACCCUGUGGUCAUUUCAUGUUAAUCAACCAUGUUUUUUAUCAUUUGAAAUAAUUUCAAAUAAAUAUAUUCCUGUAGGGGGGAAAAGGG